AUGGGUGACUAUACUCCCUCCACGGUGGCCAACGAUGUCACCAUGCAGGGCAGCGGUGUCUACAGCUCUCAUUCCGAUCUCCAGCACGAAGUCAUGUUACAGGCUUUACCUCUGAUCGAGAAAGCUGCAAAGACAUUAGAAUCGCAGCGAGCUGGUCAAGUCCUGACAGUUGCAGAAUAUGGAGCAGCACAAGGCGCGAACUCGAUAAAACCACUAGAAACAAUCACAAAAUCAAUUCCGCCAGAGACCCUCCAAAUCAUACUCAACGACAAAGCAAACAAUGAUUUCAACACCCUCUCCACAACAAUCACCAACUGGACUCAAAAUCUCACUAAACCACCCUUCAUCACCAUGAUCCCAGGAAGUUUCUACAAUCAAAUCCUCCCACCAAACACGAUCGACCUCGGUUUCUCCCUAGCAUCCAUCCAACACCUAAGCGCAACCCGACCAAUGAUGGACGAGAAUCUCCAACGAAUCCCGAACGCAGAUCAAAUCCUGCAAGAGCAGUCACACAAAGACUUCCUCCAAUUCCUCCACCACCGAGCAAUAGAGACAAACCCCGGGGGCUCGCUGGUUCUCUCUUUCCCGAGUAAAUCAGCGUCCGGGGCAUCGGAUCUCGUUGGGCCCGUUACUUCAAUUUUCGGUGCAUUAAAGAUGAUGUUUAUUGAAGGGAAAGUUUCGAAAGGGGUCCUUUCCUCGCUGAAUGAACCGCUUUAUAACCGGAGUAUGGAAGAUGUGCUAUCUACUUUGAGUGAAGUAGAAGAGCUCUGGACUAUGCGAGAGUGUUUCGAGAAUCAAGUGGUUCAUCCGGCGUAUGGGGAGUUGCAGAGGGUGAAGAGUGAGGAGGGUUUGGUGGAUGAUGAGGCGGCUUGGAAGUAUACACAUGCUAUUAUUGAUUGGGUCACGGCUGUUAUUUCGGGUUACCUUCUCAAGGCGUUGAGGGAUGGAGAUCCGGAGAAUUACUCGGAAGAGAAAGGUGGUGAGCUUGUGUCGGAGUGGAUCUCGAGGACGAAGGGGUUUUAUUUUGCGCAUUUUAGGGGCGAAGAGGUUUCGAUGUCUUUUAUUCAUGUUUGGUUGCAGAGGAGAUGA
Penicillium cataractarum is the source of this 1089-nucleotide messenger RNA. RefSeq lists its product as uncharacterized. The coding region runs from base 1 to 1089 and encodes 362 amino acids. Gene Ontology annotation, biological process: methylation. Lineage: Eukaryota; Fungi; Ascomycota; Eurotiomycetes; Eurotiales; Aspergillaceae. The record is from RefSeq and is a predicted model, not a curated record. Gene Ontology annotation, molecular function: S-adenosylmethionine-dependent methyltransferase activity. The transcript has 2 exons.